AUUCUCAUACAGGACAAGCAGCCUCAACAAAUGCAAUCUUCAAUGAAAAUCUUGAAGGACUUCAAUUAAACUCAUAAUACAAAAAAGUGUUGAAAAUAGUAUUUAUCCACACCAGGAUUCUACAUAGUCAUAAUAUGGGUAUUCUUGCUGUAUUUGCCCUACCAUUGCUUCUUCUAGGGAUCAGUGGAAUCAUUUAUAUUUACCAGACAGUCAUAUGGCUAGUGUCCAAAUCAGCAGUGCAAAACAAGGUGGUGGUGAUUACGGAUGCCAUCUCUGGACUAGGCAAGGAAUGUUCUCGAGUGUUUCAUUCAGGAGGAGCUAGGCUUGUGUUGUGUGGCAGAACAUGGGAGAAGUUGGAAGCCUUGUAUGAUGCUUUAAUUAGUGUGGCAGACCCCAGUACGACAUAUACACCAAAGCUUGUUCUUCUGGAUAUCACAGACACAGACUACAUUCAAGAUGUAGCUAAGGAAAUCCUGAAUUGCUAUGGUUCUGUGGAUAUACUGAUCAACAAUGCAAGUAUGAAGGUAAAAGGAGCAGUGCAGAGCAUUUCAUUGGAACUUGAUAAAAAGAUAAUGGAUGCCAACUAUUUUGGACCUAUAACUUUAACCAAAGCCAUUCUUCCCAACAUGAUUUCUAGAAGAACUGGCCAAAUAGUUUUAAUUAAUAGUAUUCAAGGAAAAAUAGGAGUCCCAUUUCGUGCAGCUUAUGCUGCUUCUAAACACGCUGCUGUAGGCUUUUUUGAUUGUCUUAGAGCAGAAAUGGAAGAAUUUGAUAUUUCUGUCAGCACUGUCAAUCCAACCUUCAUCUGUUCAUACCAUCAUCAGCCAGCACCUGGCAAUUGGGAGGCAUCAAUUUGGAAAUUCUUUUUCAGAAAGGUGACUUACGGUGUGCACCCAGCAGAGGUGGCAGAGGAAGUCUUGCGCACAGUGAGCAGUAAGAAGCAGGAGGUGCUGAUGGCCAACCCUAUACCCAGAGCAGCAGUUUAUAUUCGUACCUUCUUCCCUGAAAUGUUUUUUGCCAUUGUUGCCUCAGGGAUUAGGGAAAAACUGAAGACAGAACAAGAAAAUUGAUUUUGUAUUCUUCUCCCUGCUUAUGACCUGAAAAUAGUUUAGGUUUGAAAUAUCAUUGAUUUCUGCUACCAGCAUGGGUUGAAUAAAGCAGGAGGCUGCUACCCUAAA
Gallus gallus (chicken) is the source of this 1178-nucleotide messenger RNA. RefSeq names its product dehydrogenase/reductase (SDR family) member 7C (gene DHRS7C). The transcript is spliced from 7 exons. The record is from RefSeq and is marked validated. Gene Ontology annotation, molecular function: all-trans-retinol dehydrogenase (NAD+) activity. NCBI's taxonomy places the organism in Eukaryota, Metazoa, Chordata, Aves, Galliformes, Phasianidae. Gene Ontology annotation, cellular component: sarcoplasmic reticulum membrane. Bases 135 to 1070 code for a protein of 311 amino acids. Gene Ontology annotation, biological process: regulation of release of sequestered calcium ion into cytosol by sarcoplasmic reticulum.